AUGAUGGUGAUGUUUCUGCUCUUACUGUGCCUGCUGGGUCCCCCUGGUUGCUAUGGGGCAGAAGAUAUUCCACAGGACUUGAUGGUUCUUGCUGGUCCCUUGACCCAAAGUCCCAUCAAGGACCUGCAGUUUAGUCCCUCUUCCAGCCAAGAUGUCUUUGAUUGCAGCCAAGCCCUGCCUUCAGAAAUCAAACAGCACUUCCUUCAUCUUCAGAGUCUGGGGGUGACCCACUUCAAGGUGCCCCUCUCCUGGUCUCGAAUCCUCCCCACAGGAGACCCCAGCCAGCCCCAUCAGGACACAGUCAAGUGCUACAGGACCCUUCUGGAGCAGCUGACAGAGUCAGACCUGCAGCCACUGGUGGUGCUACACCACUCAGCUGUUCCACAAGACAUCAGAGACAUAUUUGGGGACUGGGACAGCGCUCACCUGCCAGAGAUCUUCAAGCAGUAUGCAGAAUUUGUGUUCUCACAGUUUGGAGACUUGGUGAAGGCCUGGAUCACCUUCAGUCACGUAGAUGAGCUGCAACAGCUCUCUGUCCUCGAAGGGGCCCUCAAUGCACAUGAUAGGGUUCAUAAACUUCUGACCUCUGUCAAAGUGUCUCCUUAUGAGAAGGUCUUGCAGAAGUUCAGCACUCAGACUCCAGCUGAGCGUGAUGAGUUCUUCCUUGCAUCGUUUCCUGAGGGCUUUCAGUGGGCUGUCUCCAGCGCAUCUUUUAAAAUGGAGGGCGGCUGGUCUGAAGACGGCAAAGGCGAGACGAUAUGGGACCAAUUUGGACACCAGGGUCAUGUACUUGAUAAACAGACUGCUGACUUGGCUUGUGACAGCUACAACAAGGUGGACUAUGAUGUGUAUCUCCUCAGAGGUCUUAACGUCAACAUCUACCAGUUCUCCAUUUCUUGGGCCAGAAUCUUCCCCUCUGGCCUCAGGGAAAGUCUGUCAGAGAAAGGAGCCCUUUAUUAUGACAAACUGAUCGACACCCUCCUUCAGUCGGGCAUAGAGCCUGUUGUCACCCUGUACCACUGGGAUCUUCCUCAGGCCCUGCAAGACAAAGGAGGCUGGGAGAGUCCCACCAUUGUGGGAGCUUUUAAAGACUUUGCCGACUACUGCUUCUCCAGAUAUGGAGACAGAGUGAAAACCUGGAACACCUUCAGCAGUCCUCAAGUGGUCAGUCACUCUGGCUAUGGCACUGGGGAGCAUGCACCAGGACUGAAGGACCCAGUGGUUGCAUCUUAUCAGGUAACUCACAAUAUUCUGAAGUCCCACGCUGAGGCCUGGCACACCUACAAUGAUAACUACAGGAAACAGCAGGGUGGGAAAGUGGGCAUUGCUCUGAACGCAGACUGGGCUGAACCUCUGGACACUACCAGUGGCUCAGUUGAGGCAGCUAAUCGCUACAUGGACUUCAUGUUGGGCUGGUUUGCUCACCCCAUAUUUGUGAAUGGAGACUAUCCAGACAGACUCAAGAGUCAGGUUGAGCUGAAGAAGACAGAGUGUCAACCCACAGAGGUAGCCAGAUUACCUGUCUUCACAGAUGCUGAAAAACAGAGGAUCAAAGGAACUUCAGAUUUCUUUGGGCUUAACCACUACACCACCCGUCUCGUAAACGACAACAUGGAAGGCUGCGUUCCAGGACCUCAUGGUGUUGGAGACUUCCAGUCCCAUGUUGACCCCACUUGGCCAAGUACUGCAUCUGACUCAAUUCACCUGGUGCCAUGGGGGCUACGCCGUUUGCUGAACUAUGUCUCAACCGAAUACACUUCUGUCAUUGGACUGCCCAUUCACAUUACUGGCAGUGGGAUUCCAACAGCUUACAGUGGAGAAGUACUCAAUGACAUUCAGCGAAUAGAGUUCUUGAGAGACUACAUCAACGAAGCACUCAAAGCUAUCCUUCAAGAUGGCAUAAGUGUGAAUACAUUCACUGUUCAGUCAUUAACGGAUGGAUUUGAAGGUCCUCAAGGAUACAGCGAGAGAUAUGGAUUGCACUAUGUACAUUUUGAAGAUCAAAACAGGCAGAGGACCCCUAAGCAAUCUGCAUAUUUCUACUCUGAAUUAAUCAAUAAUAAUGGCUUCAUUGGUAGGCAAACAGACGUACCAGGCCAGGCCAUAUACAAGAACACUCAAAUCAUUAAUAAGAGACCAUAUUUACCUCCAUCUGAAGUUCCAUCCACAUCCAAAGUGGUUUGGGAGAAAUUUUCACAUCAGUCUAUCUUCCAAAGGAAGCUUUACCAUUAUGGAACCUUCCCUGACGGUUUCCAGUGGGGCGUAUCUUCCUCGGCCUAUCAGAUAGAAGGUGCGUGGAACACGGAUGGUAAAGGGCCAAGUGUGUGGGACACUUUCACCCAACAGCCUGGCAAUAUUCCUAACAAUGACAAUGGCAAUGUGGCUUGUGACAGUUACAAUAAGGUGGAAGAUGACCUGUACAUGCUAAGGACUUUAAAAGUUAAGUCAUACAGAUUUUCCUUGUCCUGGUCAAGAAUCUUUCCUGAUGGCACCACAUCCUCUCUGAAUACUAAGGGAGUAGAAUAUUAUAAUAGUUUAAUAAAUGGUCUUCUAGCCAAUAACAUCGCUCCAAUUGUGACUCUCUACCACUGGGACCUGCCUCAAGCUUUGCAAGACAAUGGUGGAUGGAAUGAUGCCAACAUGAUCAACACCUUCAAUGACUUUUGUGACUAUUGCUUUAGCACAUUUGGGGAUAGAGUAAAAUUUUGGAUCACCAUCAACCAACCUUACACUAUUGCGUGGUCAGGUUAUGGGCUGGGCCAGAUUCCUCCCAAUAUUAAAGAUCCAGGCCAAGCCCCAUAUAAUAUUGCCCACAAUCUCUUGAAAGCCCAUGCCAAAGUAUAUCACACGUAUGAUACUAACUACAGGCCAACCCAACACGGUUUAGUGUCCAUCAGCCUCAAUGCAGAAUGGGUUGAGCCAAAAGACCCCAAUGCCCCACGAGAGGUAGAUACAGCUGAUCGAGCUCUCCAGUUCCAGCUUGGUUGGUUUGCCCAUCCCAUUUUUAAAAACGGGGACUACCCAGAGGCCAUGAAGUGGCAAGUCAGCAACAAGAGCGAACUUCAGGGUCUUGCACAAUCCAGGUUGCCAACAUUCACAGAUGAGGAAAAAGCAUCCAUUCAAGGAACUGCUGACGUGUUUUGUAUUAACUCAUACACCACCAAAAUUGUACGAUAUGUGACAACACCUCUCACUCCUCCAUCCUAUGAGACUGACCAGGACCUUGGUAAAGAGGAAGAGCCAAACUCUCCAACCACUGCUAUCCAGGGCCAAAGAGCUGUGCCAUGGGGUCUCAGACGACUCCUCAACUGGAUCAAAGAGGAAUACGCAGAUCCUGACAUCUACAUCACAGAAAAUGGCAUUGCCUCUGAUCGUGGAAUAACAGUAGAUGAUACCGAUAGAGUGUUCUUCCUUAAAACUUACAUCGAUGAGGUUUUGAAAGCUCACGACCUGGAUGGGGUGAAAGUUAAGGGCUACAGCAUUCAUUCCCUGAUGGACUCAUUUGAAUGGCUCAAUGGCUACAAUCUGGGUUUCGGCCUUCAUCACGUUGACUUCAGUGACCCCCUGCGACCAAGGACACCAAAGCGAUCUGCCCACUACUAUUCGCAAAUAAUAAUGGACAAUGGUUUUCCUGAAACAGAGGUGGAAAGAAAGUUGUACGGACAUUUUCGAGAGGGCUUCGCAUGGAGCACAUCUACAGCUGCCUAUCAGGUUGAAGGAGCCUGGAAAUCAGAUGGGAAAGGCCUCAGCAUCUGGGAUCAGUUUUCUCAUCUUCCUGGAAAGAUAUUAAAUGAUGACAAUGGAGAUGUUGCUUGCAACAGCUAUAACAAGUACCUGGAAGACGUGGAAAGGCUUAAGAGUUUAAAAGUAACCCAUUAUCGCAUGUCUAUUUCCUGGCCCAGGGUUCUGCCUGAUGGCACUACUCAAAAUAUCAAUGAGGCUGGGCUCAACUUCUACCAUCGUCUGAUCGACGCACUGCUGGCUGCUAAUAUACAACCUCAGGUGACCCUUUACCAUUGGGACCUCCCUCAAGCUCUUCAGGAUAGGGGAGGAUGGGAGAACGACUCAAUUGUUCAAUGGUUCAAAGACUAUGCAGACGUCAUGUUUAGUCGCUUAGGAGACAAAGUGAAAUUCUGGAUCACCUUUAACGAACCAUACAUUACAGCUAAUUUAGGAUAUGGCUAUGGGGUCUUUGCGCCAGGCAUUAGUGACAGACCCGGCACUGGUCCUUACAUCGCAACCCAUAACAUAAUCAAGGCCCAUGCUGAGGCCUGGCAUCUGUACAAUGAGAAAUAUCGACCUCAGCAGGGAGGGAUUAUCUCCAUAACCAUAAAUUAUGAUUGGGCAUACCCCCGCAACCCAGCCAAGCAAGAGGAUAUAGAUGCUGUAGACCGCUACCUUCAAUUUUUCCUUGGAUGGUUUGCUCAUCCGAUUUUUAAAGGGGACUAUAGUGAUGUGAUGAAGAAGGCGGUCUACGACAGGAGCCUGGCACAGGGUCUUCCCAAAUCCAGGCUUCCAGAGUUUACACCUGCCGAGAUCCAAAGGAUCAAUGGAACCCAUGACUACUUUGGAGUUAACUAUUACACAUCUGUAUUAAUAUUCCCGGUGAAUUACCCUACAGAAGAACAAAGCUACGAUGCGGACAGAGGAACUGCAAGUAUCAAGGACUGGUCCUGGUUGGAAUCUGGCUCUGCCUGGUUGAACAUCGUUCCAGAUGGUUUCAGAAGCUACCUGAGGUUCAUCAAGAAUAAUUAUGGCAACCCUCCCAUAUACGUCACUGAGAACGGCAUCUCAGAGAAAGGCCCUGUUGAUCUCAAUGACACACAUCGGAUUCACUGUUAUGAGAAUCACAUCAACCAGGCCUUGAAAGCUUACCUAAUAGAUGGCGUAGACCUGCGUGGCUACACAGCUUGGUCACUGAUGGACAACUUUGAGUGGGGUUCGGGCUAUGCGGAACGCUUUGGCCUGUUCUAUGUGAACCGCUCCGAUCCCUCUCUUCCACGCAUUCCAAAGGAGUCCACCAAGUACUACUCUACCGUCAUACGCUGCAACGGCUUCCCCGAUCCCGCUCUGGGUCCUCACGAGUGUCUCACACCCGAGUCAGGAGGAACAACCACAUCUCCUCCUACUACUGUACCCUCGGCGGUGCAGUUCCUGGGUAUGAACGUGUCCCUUCCUGACGCUACUGUGGCUCUCAACGCUCUUUUCAGCCUCACCAUCAUCGGAGCUGUUGCAGCCGCCCUCAUGACAUACAAGUGUAUCAGCGCAACCAAAAGGUCAAAAGAGUCAGCAGUUGAAAAUGUGCCCCUGGAGAACAGACUGUAAAUUAUCUUGAUCUUCAAGUUUUGUAAAUAGCAAUACUGGGGUGAAUUUCUCGAAACCAAAGUUGCUUACUACAUUAGCUACUUUGUUGCUUUCAAUGCAUUUUCCCACUGACAACUACCGAAGUUGCUAACAGGCUAACAACUUCCCUUUUGUGAAAUGCACCCCAGUACUUUGGUAGCAUUAUAGUGCACGAUUGUCAUAAUAGCCUCAUUUACAUGAGAUAUUUUAAUUCAGAAUUAUCUCAAUUUAAUUCUGAAUAAAGCUUAAUUACAAUGUCAACUUGUUCAAUGUAAACUGGACGGAAAUAUUUAAUUCUGAAUUCUGAAUUUGGAAUUUAAAAACGUCAUGUAAACGUGGUCACUGUAGUUGAAGUUGUAUUCUACAAUUUGUCCUUUAGAUGGCAGUGUAAUCAAAUUCUUCAAUAAAGGACUUACCUUAGGUCUGUGUGUAUGAAUAAAUAAUCUA
This is a messenger RNA of Engraulis encrasicolus (European anchovy), 5790 nucleotides long. RefSeq names its product lactase/phlorizin hydrolase-like. Lineage: Eukaryota; Metazoa; Chordata; Actinopteri; Clupeiformes; Engraulidae. Gene Ontology annotation, biological process: carbohydrate metabolic process. Bases 1 to 5325 code for a protein of 1774 amino acids. The transcript is spliced from 13 exons. Gene Ontology annotation, molecular function: beta-glucosidase activity. The record is from RefSeq and is a predicted model, not a curated record.